Prunus avium (sweet cherry) is the source of this 3534-nucleotide messenger RNA. RefSeq lists its product as uncharacterized. NCBI's taxonomy places the organism in Eukaryota, Viridiplantae, Streptophyta, Magnoliopsida, Rosales, Rosaceae. The record is from RefSeq and is a predicted model, not a curated record.
UGACGGAUCAGUCCAAAAAGCAAAUUCCUCUAGUCGAGAAAGAUAAAGGAAAGAGGAAUUCAGCUCCAUGGAAAUCCAUGGAUGCUUGGAAAGAGAAGAGGAACUGGGAGGAUGUACUCUCAUCUCCUUUCCGUGUCUCUUCUCGUGUUUCACGUUCACCUGGCAUGAGGAGGAAAAGUGCUGACCGUGCACGUAUGUUGCAUGAUAAACUAAUGUCUCCUGAAAAGAAUUGGAUCUGAAGAGAGAAGCAGAAGAAAAGCAUGCCCGUGCUCUGAGAAUCAAAAGUGAGCUAGAUAAUGAGAGAGCUCAGAAACUUCAUCGUAAUUCUGAAAAGGUGUAUCGAGCUAGUGAAUUUCACGCUGUCCGCAACAUGAAGUUACGAGAAGGAAUAUAUGCUCGUCAUCAACGCAGUGAGUCUCGCCAUGAAGCUUUUCUAGCUCAAGUAGUAAAGAGAGCUGGUGAUGAAAGCAGUAAAGUUAACGAGGUUCGUUUCAUAACUUCCUUAAAUGAAGAAAAUAAAAAACUUAGUUUGCGCCAGAAGCUUCAUGAUUCAGAGUUGAGGAGAGCUGAAAAACUUCAAGUUAUAAGAACUAAACAGAAAGAGGAUAUGGCAAGAGAAGAAGCUGUUUUAGAACGGAGGAAACUCAUUGAAGCUGAAAAGUUGCAGCGUCUUGCUGAGACACAGCGGAGAAAGGAAGAGGCUCAAGUUAGAAGGGAAGAGGAGCGCAAAGCGUCAAGUGCAGCACGUGAAGCAAGGGCCAUGGAACAACUUCGUAGGAAGGAGGAAAGAGCCAAAGCCCAGCAGGAGGAGGCUGAACUUCUGGCCCAGAAAUUGGCUGAGAGACUUAGUGAAAGUGAGCAACGGCGCAAGUUUUACCUGGAGCAGAUACGAGAGAGAGCGUCUAUGGAUUUCAGGGAUCAAUCUUCUCCUUUAUUGCGUCGAAAUCUGAACAAGGAGGGUCAGGGAAGAUCAUCAAUCAACAGUGGUGAUGAUUAUCAAGGUAGCAGCUUCUCAGGCUUAGGAGGGUCUACUUUAGUGGCAAGCAAUGUUACAGCACAACAUUCAAUGAAGCGGAGGAUCAAAAGAAUUCGGCAAAGACUUAUGGCUCUAAAAUAUGAAUUUCCUGAGCCUCCUGUUGGUGCUGAAAAUGCUAGCAUUGGAUACAGAACAGCACUGGGAACUGCAAGGGCAAAGAUUGGAAGAUGGCUUCAAGAACUUCAAAGACUCCGGCAGGCAAGAAAAGAAGGGGCUGCAAGUAUUGGGUUAAUAAUUGCUGAAAUGAUCAAGUAUUUGGAGGGAAAGGAGCCUGAACUGCAGGCUUCUCGCCAAGCUGGUUUGCUUGAUUUCAUAGCUUCUGCCCUACCUGCUUCUCAUACGUCGAAACCUGAAGCCUGCCAAGUGACAAUACACCUUUUAAAGCUUUUAAGGGUGGUGUUAUCUGUGCCUGCAAACAGGAGUUAUUUUCUCGCACAGAAUCUCUUGCCUCCUAUUAUUCCGAUGCUGUCAGCAGCCCUUGAGAGCUACAUUAAGAUAGCAGUAUCCUUGAACCUUUCUGGUAAUGGUAAUUCUCUAUCAAGCAAAACCUCAGCUGAAAAUUUUGAAUCAAUAUCCGAGGUGCUGGAUGGUUAUUUAUGGACUGUGACAACAAUUGUCAGUCAUAUAAGUUCUGAUGAACAACAGCUCCAAAUGCGGGAUGGCUUGCUUGAGCUGUUGAUUGCCUACCAAGUUAUUCAUCGGCUGCGAGAUCUCUUUGCACUUUAUGAUCGGCCCCAGGUGGAAGGGUCACCAUUUCCAUCUUCAAUUCUCUUAAGUAUAAAUUUAUUGGUUGUUUUAACAUCCAGAUCUGAAAUGAAUUGCUCUAUCAAUUGGAAAUAUGUACCUAUUGAAACAGUGGUAGGGAAUGGAAGUGAAGAGGCUAAAUUUCCCGAGGGUGAUAGUACUGAAGAUCUUCCUCCAACUCAGUCCUUGGGAGAUUCUAGACAUCCAUUAUCUGUGCAAAAUGGUGGUACAGUUGUACAUCUACCAGAUGUACCAGAGGAUGGUCUGUUAGAUGAAUCAUGUAUGAUAAAUAAGUCUACUGAGGCAGUAUCCACUGGUAAGGAAAGUGAAAAAGAGCAGCCUAAUAGUUUGGUUGAAGCAAGAAAUGAUAACACAAUCAAGACAGAUGUUCCAGAUGAAACCCAGAAAAUUCCAAGUGAGGAUACUGUGGAGCCUUUUGCAUCACAGAAGGAUGGGAAGCACUUGGUUGAUAAUGGUGCAGUACAAAAGAAUGAAAUCAUCGUGAGCUUGGAACAACCAGUAGCGUUUCUGCUUACUGCUGUAUCAGAGACUGGGCUUGUCAGCCUCCCAUCUCUGUUGACAUCUGUGUUACUGCAGGCAAACAAUAGAUUGUCUUCUGAACAGACCUCAGAUGUCCUUCCCUCUAAUUUUGAAGACGUGGCAACUGGAGUACUGAAGGUCUUGAACAAUUUGGCUCUUUUGGAUCUUAAAUUCAUGCAGAGAACGCUAGCUAGGCCAGACCUAAAAAUGGAAUUUUUCCACUUGAUGAGUUUCCUUCUGUCUCAUUGCACCAGCAAGUGGAAAGUAGCUAAUGAUCAGGUGGGUUUUCUUCUGCUUGAAUCUCUUUUGCUCCUUGGCCACUUUGCCUUGUUCCACCUUGGGAAUCAGGCCGUCCUUCGCUGGGGAAAGAGUCCUACCAUCAUUCACAAGGUAUGCGAUUUACCGUUUGUAUUCUUCAGUGACCCUGAGUUGAUGCCAGUCUUGGCUGGCACCCUGGUUGCUGCCUGCUAUGGGUGUGAGCAGAACAAGGGCGUGGUUCAGCAGGAAAUCAGUACAGAUAUGUUACUCUCCUUGUUACGAUCUUGCAGAAAUAUCUUGCCAGCAGUUAGAUCCAAUUCAAACUUAGACACUUUCCCAGCAGAUGACGUUCCCCUAAGAUCUGGACGUAACAAUUCCAAAAGUAAUAGGAUUUAUUUGGGAAAGGGUGGUGGUUCAGGAAAUGGCAUGAGAAUUGGCAAGAUGAGAAGCCACAGAGAAAGCAAAGUAACAAAGAGUUAUGAAGAGACGGCUCUGAAGCAUAAUCUUCCAGUCUCAGAAACUUCCUCUAUGAUGUUGCAUUGUAGAUUUCCUAUCAGCUUCAUUGAUAGAGCAGAAGACUUCUUUUCCAGUGGGACACCCUGAAUUGGUGAAGUAUGAGCUCGCACGGCGCAUGGAUAGAGUAUCCUUAUAGCAGAGAACAUCUUAGGUGUGUGCGCAUGCUAAAUUUUGUUUCCUUUUUGGCAUUCUGGCAUUCAUUUCUGAGUUGAAACGUUCAAUCUGAAAUUUUCAGAAGUUUCCUCAGAAAAUGAAACUGCAACAGGCUUAUGACAGUUGGCAUGAGGAAUGUAGGCAUCAGUGACAAAGGGUUAUAGCUCUUUUGGCUAGAUAGAGUGAGCUAGUAGGUCAUAUAUAAUUUGCCAAAAAACACGUUACCAAAUUCUAACUUUUCGAAUAUGUGAGUUUUUGAGGGGUUAUUAGGGACGGUCGGGACAUAU